Messenger RNA from Lethenteron reissneri (Far Eastern brook lamprey), 4544 nucleotides. It is a transcript of the gene SAMD12, whose product is annotated as sterile alpha motif domain containing 12. Gene Ontology annotation, molecular function: protein binding. NCBI's taxonomy places the organism in Eukaryota, Metazoa, Chordata, Hyperoartia, Petromyzontiformes, Petromyzontidae. Gene Ontology annotation, cellular component: cytoplasmic side of plasma membrane. Gene Ontology annotation, biological process: cell surface receptor protein tyrosine kinase signaling pathway. The record is from RefSeq and is a predicted model, not a curated record.
GGAAAUCGGAAUCGCCUCCCGUUUCUCUGCAGCGCUUAUUGAGGGUGGAUGGUUGGAGGAGGAGGAAUGGCCGUGCAGACCGCCUGCUACAGUCCCGCGCGGAUGCUGCUGCUGGGCAGCUCGCUGGCCUUUGAGGAGGUCCGCUUGGAGCUCCUGGCCGAGUUGGGCUCAUUGCCCUCCGACUCUGGACCUAAACGACCCGGCGAACUGGGCCCGCUGGCCUCGGAUGGUGGCGUGAAGCGACCAAGCCAGCCGUCUGGCCGGCGGAGGGAGGUGGGCACUCUGCCGCUCGUGAAAUCGACGCUGAAAUCGCCGGUGGAGAACUACGUGAGGACGCCUCCCGCGCUGUCCCCAUGGGGUGUGUACGCUGGGCUGGAGAAGCCGGCUUACACGUGGACCCUGCAGGAGGUGUGCCGGUGGCUCAAGCGCAACUGCCCCCACCAUUACCCCAGCCUCCUGGAGCUGUUCUCCCAACACGACAUCACCGGCCGAGCGUUGUUGCGGCUCAACGAAGGGAAGCUGGCGCGCAUGGGCGUGCAUCGGGAGAGCCAGCGUCAGGAGCUGCUGCAGCAGCUGCUUCAGCUGCGUCUGCGUGAGGAAGCACAGCAGCUAUCGCUGCUCAGCCGAGGUGAGCGAGGGAGAAAAUGUUUCGGCCGAGACCCGAGUAGAACUGGCUCUGUCCGAUCUUUUAAGUAAUCGAUUGCCGACAAUCUGUUCGAUUGCUCGACUUAGUCGGACAACACACAAAAAAAAACGUUGGUAGGAAAAAUAAAAUUCUCACCUCUGUUUUACACGCGUGACGGUGGUCGGGAAGUGAUGGGGCGGGGCUUUGUGACGUCAUUGGGAUUAUCAGCGGUGUCACACCAGCCAUGCCUGUGAUACCAUACAAAGAAUGUUUGUCGCAUUGCCAUCAAACCCACUUUUUAUUUUAUUUUAUGUUUAUCUCAGAGCUGGAAUAAGUCAAAUUCAAUGAAAAAUCCUAUUUAACGUGUUUUUCUGUUUUCUUCAGUAAUGAGUAACGAGGCUAAGACCGCCAGUUCAGGACACUCGACAUUGCAGUUUAAUCACAGGUGGCUACCUGGUUGAAUACUCUGACCUUUGAGCCAGCCGGACAAUUUGAAAGCCAUUUUUUUCAUAGAUAACAUACAUUUUUAAUGAUAUCACCAGGGACCUCGAGAAAUGUCACCAAAUGAUUGUUCAACUAAGGAACAUUUCAGUAAGGAUUAAUUAUUUGCCUGUCUGCCUGUGCUGCAUUACAGGAUGGGGAGAGAGUUUGUAACUGGAAUAUGGAAUUUUGGGCUGUGCCAGUGCUGAAUCAUUGGAAGAGGGAGAAUUGGAAGAAAGAAAGCCUGGCACAGAUCAUCGAGAAAGUAGGGAAUGGAGAUUCCGCUCACAUUGACGUAAUCUUGUGUCGUCACAUGUGCCAUUUUUCACCGUUACGUAAUGACCAUAUACUUGUAUUUUAUUAGGGCUGCAACUCACGGCUGAUUGUGUCACACACUCUGAACCUCCGUUGUGAUUGACAUUGAGUCACGAAUUCAUUGCUUGCGGUUAUGUUUAUAUCUCUGAAGCCCUGAAUGAACACGGUGUGCUUACGUACCAUUUGGAGGAUUACUCCAAGUUGGUGGAAUUGGCGGCCACUUCCAAAAUGCAAAAAUUGGCACCCAAAUGAGGCGGUUUCUUUAUUGGAUGGCUCACCAUGGCUGAAGUUUUUAAAUUGUUUUUUUUUUAUCGUAAAUUUUAUUAGCAAAUUCUGAAAUCCAAAUGGAUGAAUCUUAUAUAAUGAUUAAAACUGAGGGCUCAUCAGCAGUUGUUGCAGCUCUAUUGUUUUUUUAUCUAGCAGUGUGUGUGUGUGUGAAUGUGUUUACGUGUGUGUAUAUAUAUUCAUGUGUACAGUAUUUAUUUGUGCAUAUUUUAUGUGUGCUGUAUAUCUUCACAUAUCAUAACCUGGCCUGGGCCUCUCCUAUGUAUUUUCGGCUAAAAAAUAGUACCUGGUGUGGUGGUGCUGCUGGUAAUGGUGGUAUGGUCAGGAGCACGUGGUGCUGGCAACACCACCAGCUGUUCUGCCGUGCUGGCCUUAAUAGGCACUUACUAACAGCACUUGCCCCAACAGGGUAACCAGGCUCACAUAGGUCUGUAUUUGUGUUUGUAACUAAUUGGUGUUUGCACUUUAAUUGUAAAUGGUGGCGUUAUUUAUGUUGGUGGAACAAUAGUGCACUUUCGUAAGGACUAAAUCUUGAAGCAACCUAUUGUAGCAUCACCUUGAAUUUUGUUCUCAUCACGGGUAUUUCCCAGAUUAUAAGAUGAUCCGAAAAGUACGACGCGCCACAAACUUUGUGCCCGGUGUGAAUAGAGUUACACAAAUCUGGUCACGCGCACACACACGCGCACACACACGCGCACCGGACUACAAAACGCACCCCCGACUUUUAAUUUAUAAAAUACCGAGAGAUAAAGGCGCAUGCAGGGAAGAAUGGUGCAACUUAGAACCUGGGGAAUAUGGUAUAUUUAUUCCCCUUCCAUCCAAUAUAUUUUCCUUUUCCCCCCACAUAAUUUAUUUUAUUAUCUGAUGCAGGAAUUUAUGUUGAGUAUAUUUUUACUAUAUAUAACUUUAAGUGUACACCGAGUAACUGUGUUCACCUGUGUAAGUUGUGACCCCCCCCACCGUGCUCUCCCGGUAGCUCCGUUGACUGAGGAGGUUUCGUAGAGUAGUCAGUAGUGCAUGUCUGUGUUAAACUCACAGUGCCCGUGACAACGUUUCUGUGACUGCAGUAGCCAGCAGAGCAGGGCUUGCACAUACAUAGAGGCAGCAUUGAUGAGAAAUCGAUGUUCCUAUUUCAAAGGACUGGUAGAUAGGUGUUCUCGCAGAGGUAAGAAAGGCGGUCUUAGGCACUGCUGUCCCUAACUCAAACCCCUAAUCCCUAAACCUAGCCCUUACCUCUGGCCCUUAACCCUCACCUUUCCUACAGAUAUGGAUUAAGUUGAGCAGUCUAAACCCUUUACCAUAAACCAUAUCCUAACCCAUAACCUAAACCGUAAUAAUAACCUAUAAUCUUAAAACUUGAAGCCGAACUCCAAACUAUAACCCCCCCCCCCUAAUCCUCUAAUCCUAUCCCAACACAAAAACUAAAGGACUAUCACUCCUUUAUAUUUCAUCAACUGAAAGCUAAGGAAGUGAACAUUGGAAAGGACCUGAAAUAGAUAAGCACAACCGCUAGAAGUUAUGGGAUUGCAUUAAAUUCUGGUCUAUAAUUUGAAUAAAAAUGUGAGGACAGUAGCGUUAGAGACUUGUUUUUUUUGCCAUAUAUGUGGGCACAGUAGUCUGUACGAAAAUGGAUGGCUUGUUAACAUUUACUGACAAUAAUAAUAACAAUGAGGUAUGUCAUGAUGCAUCGAUUCAUAGACUGACAUCCAUUUUGACGCUCAUAAUACAUGUAUCAAAUCGUACGUGAAAUAAACUCUUAUUUAUAAAGUAUGCAAAUUAUGUGCAGAUGUUAAUGGUGCAGACAACACUGUACAAAUAAUACAAAAAUGGUAUAAACUGUAUAAAUGAGACGUUAAAGACGAGACAAAAAUGAUUCAAGUAUUCAAUUGAUGUGUGACCCCAAAUUGUGACGAUUCCUCAAAUGGCGAGGAGGUUGAAUUAUUACAUGCCUAAUAAUAACACAAUUGGGUUUAAAGUCAAUUACGUUACAUAAUGAUUGGUUAAGCCCCACGUCAGGAAAUUGAGCCCAGCACCUAUUCAAGGGUGUGGAAUAUAUGGCCCAUGGGCUUCCGAAUACAGCCCACAAAUUCACCCCAUUCGGCCUGUGGCCACACGAAGCCCACCACUUCAAAAUGGCCCAAAAAUUAUAUUUAUCUGUCACUGAUAGCAUCCUAGCCGCACUAAUUGGGUCCUAGAGGGUGAAUAACUUCGACUUGGCAACAACACAGUGUUUUGUUAUCUUAACGCACUCGGUCACAUCUGUCAGGGCAAGGACCUCUUGCCAUGACAAACGUGACAGGCGUGCGUUCAUGUGGUAUGUGGUAUUUGAAAGUCCUAGAAAGGUAUUUGAAAGUCAUCUUUGGCCUUCAGGAAGGAAAAGGUUACCCCCACCCCUCUCUUGCUUGCUGAGCACUGGGUUUAAGCCCAAGGGCUGUUGUCCACGGCAGGACACUGACCCAGCACCUCUUGGGUCUAUUCGUGUCUUUACACUCGGGAUGAAAGUUAAAAAGUCAAGGCAUAUGUAAUAUGCUUCAUGUUCUCAUCCCAGUCACCAAUUUCGAUGUGAUUGGUAAAAAAAAAAGACGAAAAAUACGUUCAAAUAAUGAGUCGGUGAAUUAAUGAAUACGUGAAUGUUGGAACCCAAUGCGGAAACAAAACUUUUGCAGAGAGAACAAAACUUUCGUGCCAAACCCACGUGCAGUUCUUAGACUUUACUUUGCGUGACUCUUCUCUGGAAAAAGUAAAAAAAAAAAUGUCGUUCAUCGAGUCUGGAUAUCCUCACAUUGUGCUGGUGACGAUUUGCCGUGGAUCCGUAUUUUAUUUAAUAAAGUGUUGAGAU